Morchella importuna is the source of this 273-nucleotide messenger RNA. RefSeq lists its product as uncharacterized. The transcript is spliced from 3 exons. The coding region runs from base 1 to 273 and encodes 90 amino acids. The record is from RefSeq and is a predicted model, not a curated record. Lineage: Eukaryota; Fungi; Ascomycota; Pezizomycetes; Pezizales; Morchellaceae.
AUGUAUCACAAGUACGCAGGUCAGGGCAGACCAGACAAUUCGAGUGAAACAAAUACUAUAGUCGCGUCUUUCUAUAAACUAGUAGAGAACCACGCUAUACAGGAUGUCUUCAUUGACUUCUCCUUCUCCUUCUCCCCCUCAUCAGCAGCUACAUCAAACAAAUGGCUCGCGACGACCACCAAGGAAGAGCACACUUACACAACAACAGAAAAACCAGAAACGUCAGAGAGCAACGCAGGAGCAACUCGUGACCCUGGAAGCCGAGUUCAAUAA